Molecule: messenger RNA, 1260 nt
Organism: Ciona intestinalis (vase tunicate)
Lineage: Eukaryota; Metazoa; Chordata; Ascidiacea; Phlebobranchia; Cionidae
Source: RefSeq, a predicted model, not a curated record
GGGAGCAAAAUGCUUAUUACCACAGAGAUGAAUAUGGUUGCUCAUUUCCCACAAUGAUUCACUACUGGAGACAGAGAUGGCACGAGGGGACAGGGGGACAGACUGAACCCGUCUUCCCAUUUGGUUUUGUGCAACUUUGUGUUCGUAACGAGCCGACAUGGAUGGACGAUGGCUAUUAUUCCACCAUUAGAUGGCACCAGACUGCAGAUGUUGGUUACGCUUCAAAUGAUAAGAUGCCAAACACAUUCAUGGCUGUAACCAUUGAUUUGCCCGACAGUGGAAUACCUUUUAACAGUCCACACACACGAGAUAAAGAAGAUGUUUCAAUGCGCUUAGCUAACGGAGCUUUGAACAUUGUUUAUGGCUACAAUGUUCCUGCUGUGGGUCCAACCCCAGAGGUAAUCUACCAGAGGUCUCUGACUGAGCUACAGAUUGAAUACAGCAACAGUCAAAAUUUGGUCCUGACCAGCACAGAAAAUUUUCAGGUUUGCUGUGAUCCCGAUGUAUGCCCUGAAAGUGAGGCAUACAAUGGCCCAACAUGGCAAAAUACAACUGUUAGCUCAUGGGACCUUCAUUCACUCAGAGUGAAUAUCACUGUAUGCAUGAAACAACAUGUUAAUGCCGUGCGGUAUGCAUGGACCGUUACCCCAUGCCCUUUCAAAAAAUGUCAGAUUUACAAUGACAAGGGCCUGCCUGCCCCACCUUACAUAUUUUAUUGUUAAAGUUAUUGAAUAAUCUUUAAAUGAUUUAUCAUUGAAAUUCUGUUUAAUAUUAUAUCGCCAUUCAGUCAUUUUAAUUGUUUGUGUUCCCGUAUAUGACAUGGCUCUCCGGGUGACCUGAAAGCUAAAUUUUAUUUUUAUAAUUGGUAUAACCACAAUAAUCAUAUUAGUUGUGUGAAUUAUACAUAUUCAUGGUCUACCUCAAUACACCCAAUAAAGUAGUGUAGACACUUAGAUUCCAGAUAAAAAAAAUUCAGUGUGUUAUAAUAUUCGAUUGUUUGGUGGGCCAGAAAGAUGUUUUACAAAAUUUAUUAUGUUAGCUGCCUGUGGUUUGUCUUUUUGUAGCAUUUUUCACCUUAGUUUUUCUUUGAUUAUGCAUUUUUCUAUAUGUAGUAAAGAUCAAGUUCAUGUAUUGCAUUGUAUGGAAAUUCUUAUGCAGAAUCUUCCCUUUUGAUUGCACUUUUGCUCCAAAUUUUAUCAUUCCAAACUUUUGUAAAUGAUUUUCAUUUAUUUAUAACAUAACGUUUCAACUAUGAUUUAG